AGAAGGUUUGUAUCUAGUCCGUAUUUUUCCCUAGCCCGAUAUUUCUUGUUUUCAUGAUUUCUCCCCAUUCUUGGUAAUUCUUGUCCAUUAUAAUCUUGGUGAAGCUCAUCAUUAGGAUCUCCUUUAUUUGUAAGAGUCAGCUAAAUUCUACUAAGUUGCCUCAAAUACAAAUAGAACAAAAGUGUUAUUUGUAAGUGAACUUUUUUCGUUGUCCCUCCUCUGUUUGUUUGUUCCCCUGUUAAUACAUAGAGAGACUCAACAUACAUUCAAUAUCGAUCUAUCUACCUCUUGCUAGAUCAUCAUCUCCUUACGAGCAAGUUCUGGAACUUCUUUUCUGAAGCUUACUCUAUUUCAAACCUCCUCAAGAUGGGUCGUGCUUCGCAAGGGGGCGGUGGUGCCGAGGAGAGCAACAACAUCAAGGUGUGCAUUCGUUGUCGGCCGUUCAUUGACCGUGAACAGGGUGAAAAAUGCAUCAUCAGAAUGCCCGAAAAAGCCGUGCUGGAGGUGCUGGAUGAGGACAACAACCCCCUACGUUUUGGUUAUGAUCGGUGCUACUGGAGCCACAGCAAGAAGGACGAACAGAAUGGCUUCGCGGAUCAGAACACACUGAUGUCAGAACUCGGCAUGGAGUUGUUAGAAAACGCAUUGGCUGGUUACAAUGAUACGCUAUUCGCCUACGGACAAACGGGUGCGGGGAAAACAUGGUCAGUGAUCGGAGGGAAGGAUAUGAACGUCGAUGCAGGUACUCAAAUACCCUGAAAAAUUUUUAGUAUCUAUCGUCAUUCGAUAGGGAUACAAUCAGUGUCUGCCUAGUAUUGGAAAACUAGUACUUUAUCGUUAUAUCUGGAUCUGGUGCAGCUUGUUUCGUGGUUUUCAUUCUUAAGUGAAGCAAGAGAGAGAGCACAGAAAAAUAACACUAACCCUACAAAAAUCAAAAUGACCAGGUCUGCUUCCUCGUAUGUGCAACCAAGUGUUUAUUAUGUUGACCGCGCGGAAAAAGGAGGAGGCCGACUGGAAUUUCCAAGUCAAGGCGAGUUAUCUCGAAAUUUACAAUGAUAAACUUCGCGACUUGCUGAACCCAGAAGAGGCAGGCGAAAAAAAGAAACAAUUGGAGGUCCGUCAGCAUCCUAAGUUUGGUAUUUACGUGCCUGGCUUGUCGGAGUGCGCAUCUGCUAGUGCCGAAGACAUCAUGGAAUUGAUGGAAUUCGGAAUGAAAGCACGUUCUGUCGCCGCCACCAGUAUGAACGAUCGAAGUUCACGUUCUCAUUGUAUUUUCUCCGUCCUUGUCGCGCAGAUUAAGGGUGCAGAUCCAGAGAAACCCGACUCGUUGUUGAGGUCCAAGAUCAACUUGGUGGAUUUAGCCGGUUCCGAACGACAGAAGAAAACCAACGCCACGGGAGACCGUCUCAAGGAAGGUGCGCAGAUUAACCAAUCCCUCACUUGUUUGGCUCUAGUGAUUCACGCACUGGCGAAAGCGUUUUCGAAAUCAGAAGAGGACAAGAAGAAAAAGAAGCACGACGAUUUUAUUCCCUUCCGAAACAGUACUUUGACGUACUUGUUGCAAGAAUCUCUGAUCGGAAACAGCAAGACCGUGAUGAUCGCAGCUGUCUCUCCAGCUAGGUCGAACUUUGAUGAGACAAUGUCCACUUUGCGUUUCGCCAACAGUGUGAAGCAGGUCCAAACCCAAGCAGUGGUAAAUCAGAUGUCCGAUGCUAACAUUAUUGCACAACUGAAAGCCGAAAUUGCAGCUCUGAAAGCAGGGGCUUUUGGAGGUGCUGCGGGAGGGCCGGAUCCAAAUGCGGAAGCAAAUGGCGAAGCAGGUGGAGUACCCGGAGCAGGACCCGGAACGGGGGGACCCGGUCGCCCAGCGCCUCUCGACUCCGAAACGCAGGAGCAGUUGCAAAUGUUGCAAGAACUCGUGGGGCAAUAUGGUAGACUUUUAUGUUUUAUCUCAACAUGGUCAUGUUGGUCAUUGUCAUUGUCACAAAUAGCCUAUAAGUUUUAUUGGACUUCUUGGUCGUCCGGUACUGUUUGCCUUCCUAGCCCUCCCAGUCUCCGCUAGAAGAACAGCGUAUGAUCCUCGCAAAUCUUCCCUCUCACAGCUCCCCCAAACAAACAUGCGCACUAUUUUUAGGCCGCAACUUCAAGGAUGAGAUCGAAGCUAGUAGGAAGAUGGACGUGAUGCGACAGCAAGCCCUACAAGAUAUGGGUUUGAGCGGGAAAGGCCUUGCUAGUGCGAUGAACAUGAACCCCAAUACGCCAUAUUUGGUCAACGUGGCAGACGAUCCGAGCUUGAGUGGGUGCCUGGUCUACUUCAUUCCGAUCAACGAGGUCGUGACAGUAGGAAGCAAUCCGAAUUGCACGAUACAAUUGAAAGGUACAACUGACAACUUACGGGGAAACUGUUGUAGUAAGAAGAAGAAGAUUAAGAUUAGUAAAGUAAUGUACAAGAGCUGACUUACAGGGAUGAAACUGUUGUAGUAAGAAGAAUAGGAGUAGUAAGAAGAUAAGGCUGUCUGUGCCUCGAUUUCGAUCGUGAUGACAUUCAGACUUUGUAUGUAACUUGGAUGAGCUUAUUUAGGUUAAUUAUUUGAUUGAAAGGGUGGCGGCAUAUAGUCCUAACGCAAAAAAAAAAAAAUCUACGGGUGUUAGGAAUGACACUAACAGGGGCAUACACAUGGCAUAAAGCAACUCUUGUCGUGUUUUUACACCAAACGCGUACUACACAGUACUCCUGCUCAACUAGUUUAGGGUUUAGGGUUCCAUGUUUUUCGUACCCCAAAUUCAAACCAUUCCAAGUGGAUUUCUACCACGCUAAUUUGGCAAAAAGCUCCAAUGACAACCAUUCCAAUCGCGACCAGGUCUCGGCAUCCACGGAGAAAUGUGCCAACUUAUCAACUUCAACCACACCCGCGUCCACGUAAAACCCAUCGCCGAUGCCAGCGGCAAAUUUGGCCGAUUGUGUCGUAAUGGACGCGCAAUAGGCAAUUUGCCUGUCACUUUAGAGACCCGUGACCGCUUCAUGGUGGGUCAUACGCACAUCUUCAAGCUCGUUGUUCCUUCGGCGCAGAAAAACAAGAACAAGAUCGGUGCUGCGCAGGAAGAACAGGAUGCCUUACUAGAGGAACACUUGAGCGAGAUCAUUGAUAAUUCCUCUGAAGAGUUUAUCCAAGCUAAAUUGUUCGUGGAAUCUGUAGCUGAUCGAAUUGGCGAAGACGCAGCCCAAAACUUCCUAACCAGUUUCGCCCAAGCCUUACCCCUAGUCCAGGAAGCGAACGACAUUUGCCACGAAUUGAGGGCUAAUGACCAGCUGGUCUUGCGACUGGACGCAGCUUCCGAUAUCAUGGGUUUCGAAGGUAGUGAACCGAUGCUCUGUGUCCGCUUGUGGAAAAAAGAACCUGCGACCGCAAAAAUGAAGCGUGUUUUUAAGCGUGUGGUGCAGAACAAGAAAAUGAAGAAAUCCGUAGCUUCGAUCGCGACGUACCUGACUGGCGUGAACACAGGCGCAGAUGGCGAAAUCGAUUUAUAUUCGGAUGGCAUGAUAGAGGGCGCUCGAGCGCAAUUACUAGCUUUAUGGAGUUGGCGUUCCUUUUUAGUGCGUCUAGCAGGAAUGCGAACUCUGUACGACGAUUUCAUGGCAUCAGGCGACUCGGCUGUCCAGAGGGUCAUUGGAACGCAUAGCGAUCCUUGGGGUGAAGUCUCAUACCUAGACAUUGCGCAGAUAGACACCGAGACAAACCAUACAAAUGGAAACUCCGUCUUAGUCGAACAAUUGCAGCAAAGGUUAGCCGAAACGGAGAAAGAGUUGAGUGCUUUGCGGAAAGGUAAGAGGGGUAGGCGGUCGAGCAAAUACAGUGAGGAGGAUUCUUUUCGAGGAGACAGAAAUAGUGGAACGGAUGACUUUUCGCCGCCCUCAAGGCGGUCAUCGCAAACAAGGAGUCAAGAGGCAAAAGCGCUCGCGACAGAAUUAUUGUCAGAAUUGAGGAAUAUGAAGCGUGAAUUGCACGCGUGGAGAUGAUGCAAAUCGAGGUUUGAAAUUUCGUUGUUAGGGUUAGAAAUACAAGUAAUAGUACGUGCUGAUAUCACAACUCAGUGGUGGAGAUACCGUAUUGUUGAUUGUAGAGCUUCAACUUUUUCAGUGAAUGAACAGAACUUCUGGACCUGAUUGCUCUGUGUCUUUUUUAUUUCAAGAAAUCAAAAAAGAUAUCUUCAGGCACUGAGGUCGCAGUUUUGUACAGCUGGCCACUACCUCAUAAGCACUGUGGUAGUACAGUAUCUACUACGCUGCAGAAGAUGCAAGAGAAAUUUGUUGACUUUAACCCACUAAACGCAAACAUUAUAAGAAAAUGUUAAACAGUAGAAAGUGGAUUCAUG
Molecule: messenger RNA, 4374 nt
Organism: Amoebophrya sp. A25
Lineage: Eukaryota; Dinophyceae; Syndiniales; Amoebophryaceae
Source: the annotation of a GenBank genome assembly